Messenger RNA from Rosa chinensis, 2618 nucleotides. RefSeq lists its product as uncharacterized. The transcript has 11 exons. The record is from RefSeq and is a predicted model, not a curated record. Gene Ontology annotation, molecular function: protein binding. The coding region runs from base 233 to 2368 and encodes 711 amino acids. Gene Ontology annotation, biological process: response to endoplasmic reticulum stress. Lineage: Eukaryota; Viridiplantae; Streptophyta; Magnoliopsida; Rosales; Rosaceae.
GGUAUAGAUAACACGUCUGUCUACAAGUAGAGAGCUUUGCUCACUGGUUCAUUACCUUUUGGCGCUCUCAGAUACUCUCUAGGCAAAAGCCCAUUCCUCAACCAUAAACCCUCAUCACUCUCUCUCUCUCUCUCUGACACACUCAGUUGAGACCCAGACACAGAUUUCUCUCUGGGUCUCAUUCUAGUGUUCUAUAAAUAAAAGGUAACUGUUAUCCUUUUGGGAUCUGAAAAUGGGAGCUGGAAGGAGGACACAAACCUUUACUAUGCCUCCUACUCCAGACCUGGGAACCUACUCUGUACAAGCAAGACAGUUGAGAAGUAAUCACCUUGGUGGAGUUAUCUUUGGUUGCAAGAGCAGCACAAUGAUGGAAUGUCUAUCUAAACAACUCUUUGGUUUACCGGGUCCACACUUUUCAUAUGUGAAGAAUAUUAGUCCUGGCUUGCCCCUCUUUCUCUUCAACUAUAACGAUAGGACGCUUCAUGGAAUUUAUGAGGCUGCUAGCCAUGGCCAAAUGAAUAUUGAUCCAUAUGGUUGGACAACUGAUGGAUCAGUGAGAACACAAUUUCCUGCACAGGUUCAGAUUCGUGUCCAGCUGCAGUGCCAACCACUGCUUGAGAGUCAGUUUAAACUGAUUAUUGCGGACAACUACUACAGUGCAAAUAAAUUCUGGUUUGAGCUUGAUCAUGCUCAGACAGACAAGCUGAUGUCUUUGUUAGCAUCUUGCCCAAUCGCUCCAGGUACUAAAGUACCGCAGAAAAUACCAAAGAGGAAAACUGAUCUUCCAAUGCAACCCUCACGUAAGACAACAGUGGAAGCUCAGUGGCUUAAACCACUCACUUCAGGGGCGAAAACACUAGUUGGAAACUACAAUCCAUCUGAAGCUGUAUUAGAUGUGAAAGACGCUGAACAAGAAGAACAGCACCUCAUUUGCGCAAAACUGAAAGAGUUGUCUCUUCAACGUGAUCUCAACAGUGAAUACCAAAAUGUGCCUUUGUCAAUAGAUGUUAAAGAUAGUGCUAUUGUUAAUGCAACGCCUGUAGCGGUCAAUUGGAAUCCACCUGAACCAUUGGGUUUAGUGGAGAUGAGGGUAGAGAGGUCUCAUUCCUGGUCUGAGAAGAAGAGUGGAGGGAGUCCUUGCUCAUUGUCUGCGUUGAGUCCUCGAUCCUCGUCUGAUCAGUCACAAAUCGAUAAGUUGGUUCAAGAGGUUGAAGAGUUAAAAGCUUUCAAGAAUGAACAAGCUAAGAAGAUAGGCUAUUUGGAGCAUAAGCUGGAGCAGGCACAGUUUGAAAUUAAACAGUUAAAAGAUGGUAUAAAGUCGGAAUCUGAGUCUACACCAUCCCUUGCACAUAUUGAUGAAAAGCAGUCAGAGUCUGAGAUUCAGUUAAAAGACGGUAUGAAGUUGGAAUGUGAGUCUGUACCCUCCACACAAGAGAAGGAUAUUGCAUCGUGCGAUAUGCUGGAUCUGGAUCCUAAUGAGUCAAUAUAUCUAGUUGGAGGAUCUGAUGGUGAAUCAUGGUUGUCAUUGGAUUCUUAUUAUCCUUCUCGAAAUGUGAUAAAAUCUCUUGGACCAAUGAGCUCAGAUCGUGGAUAUGCUUCUGUUGCAAAAUUAAAUGGUGAUCUCUAUGUGAUUGGAGGUGGUGCUAGUGCUGUAGGUGGUGAUGGUGCUAGUGCUGUAGGUGGUGAUGGUGCUGUGUGGUAUGAUACAGUUGAAUCAUACUGCCCUGCUGACGAGCAGUGGAAGGUCUGCCCUUCUUUGAGAGAGAAAAAGGGGAGCUUAGCUGCAGCUACCACAAACAAUAAAAUUUUUGCAAUGGGUGGCGGCAAUGGAAUUGAGUGUUUUUCUGAUGUUGAAAUGCUUGAUUUAGAUGUUGGUCGAUGGAUCCGUACACAGUCAAUGCUACAAAAGAGAUUUGCUCUCGCUGCGGCAGAACUAAAUGGAGUAAUAUACGCUACUGGAGGGUAUGAUGGGAAUGGUUAUUUGAAGUCCGUUGAUAGAUUUGAUCCAAGGGAGCAUAGUUGGAAGAAAGUCCCUUGUAUGAAAUCAGAAAGGGGUUGCCAUUCAUUGGUUACAUUAAAUGAAAAAUUGUAUGCUCUGGGUGGUCAUGAUGGAGAUUCUAUGGUGUCAAGUGUAGAAAUUUUUGACCCACGCCUUGAGUCAUGGAUGCCUGGGGAACCAAUGAACUACUCUAGGGGAUAUUCGGCUGCGGCUGUUGUUAAUGAUACCAUCUAUGUAAUUGGAGGGGUGAAAGGGGAUACCAGCAUUGCAGAGGCUGUUGAAUGCUACAAGGAGGGCCAAGGUUGGCAAGAAAUGGCGGGGGUGAUUAGCAAAAGGUGCUUCCUGUCGGCCACUGCUUACUCGACCUGAUCAAGGUGUUACUUGCGGUUAAUCUAGUCGGAAACUCAUUGUCUAUCAAAUAUGUAAUACAGGAGCAUGUACAUGCUAGGCGCAUAUAGUAAGGUCUUUUGUGGUUCGAGAUGGUGUUUUGGGGAUCAAUGUUGCAAGAUUCAUCUCGAAAAAAUCCAGCGGUGGAAAGAUUUCAAUGCUUUGAUAUGAGUGAGAAACUAAUUGUAGACAUUAUUAUAUCUGGUAAUAUAUGAGUUGGUGUUGUUUAUCA